GAGUUUCCGUUGGAAGAUUUGAAUUGAUCAACUGUCGCGGGGAGAGAGCGCGAGCGAACGAACGAACGGGAGGGAGUGAGUGAGUGAGAGAGGCGCCAUGGUGCGGAGAAGUGAGAUUCUAGCCACAGAAUCUGUGGCAUGUCUCAAUGGUGCACUUUCCCAUCUGCAGAAUAUAUGGGAAGAGAUAGGAAUACCAGAAGACCAACGACUGCAAAGAACUGAAGUGGUUAAAAAGCACAUUAAGGACCUGUUAGAUAUGAUGAUUGCAGAGGAGGAACAUCUAAGAGAGAGACUAAAGAAGAGCAUUGAUAUGUGUCACAGUGAGCUGGAUACAGUGUGCCAGGAGCUCAAUGUGACUCCAUUUAAGCCGGUGCAUGAUUCCACAAUGCUGCAGCUGGAAAAAGAACUACGGACUCAACUGGAAGUCCUGAUUAAAGAGAAAAAGGAAAGGCUACAGGAGCUGAAGUGCCUCCGAGAGAAAGAUGAGGACUUCUGUGAUAUCCUCUGCAUAACACCUUACUCCAUUGAUACUGAUUUUGUCCCCAGCAUUAACCAGCUUGAUGCCUAUCGUCAGUACAUUGCUUCACUCAAUGAGGAAAAGGAGCGAAGAUGGGCUGAGUUUGUCAAUAUAAAGAAACAAAUUAUUAUUUGUAUGGAUGAACUAGAUCAGCUGCCAGAAACCAGCUUUGAGAAGGAUGUUAUUUGCGAGGAUGAGGAAGCAUUCUGCCUGUCAAAUGAGAACAUUUUAGGCCUAAACACACUUCUUCAGCAGCUGGAGAUCAGGAGAGCACAGAAUGAAGCAAAGAGUUCAGAACUACGAGAUCAAAUUGUUAAUCUGUGGAAUCGACUGCAGUUUUCACAGGAAGAGCGCGAUGUUUUUGCUGUGCACAUGACUGGCUCCAGGGCGACGACAAUGCGAGCAUUACAGACCGAGUUGGUGCGUUUGGAGGAACUGAAAUUACAGAAUAUGAAAAAUGUGAUUGAAGCCAUUCGACAGGAAAUGACAUUCUAUUGGGAGAAAUGUUUUUUGAGUACUGAACAGCGACAGGCAUUUGCUCCAUAUUAUGAUGAGGAUUGUUCUGAGGACUUGUUGCAACUCCAUGAACUGGAGAUCAAUCGAUUGAAGAAGUAUUAUCAAACGCACCAGGAGCUGUUCGAGGGUGUCUGUAAGUGGGAGGAAAACUGGAAACUGUACUUGGCAUUGGAGAACAAAGCAUCAGACCCAAAUCGUUUUACUAACCGAGGAGGAAACCUGUUGAAGGAAGAAAAACAGAGAACUAAACUUUACAAAAUGUUGCCCAAACUAGAGGAGGAGUUGAAGGUUCAGAUUGAUGCCUGGGAGCAGGCAAAUGGCUCCCAGUUUCAAGUCAAUGGACAGAAUUUUAUAGCUUAUGUGGAAGAACAAUGGGAACUACAUAGAAUGGAGAAAGAGCGGGAGAAACAGGAUCGGCAACUAAAGAAAAACAAGCAGAUUGAGGAGGAGAUGUUGUACGGCAGUUCUUCCAAAACCCCAAGCAAGCGUAGAUUUAAUGGACCUAACACUCCAGGGAAAGUCCGCAAGCUAAAUGGUACAUCGAUUUCCAGUGCCACCCCCAACAGUACCCUUCGCUCCACCUUUGCUGUUAGUGUCUGUCGCUCACCUAUAUCCCGACCCCCACUGUCUGGAUGCAAGCCAGGACAAUCUCUGCGUACACCUGGACGUUCAGCUACAAAACCCCCACGUUUUGGUCUGAAUGAGCGGAACAAAGAGAAUGUGUCCCACCUAAAUGGGAUUGGGAUGGCAAUGAGUGGUGCGUCAACCAGCAUCACCACCCCACAGCGUAAUCUCAGCAUAAAUUCAGUUGCCACCACUUAUUCUGAGUUUGCGCAAGAAUUUUCCAAAGCUUCCAAAUCUAGCUGUCAGUCACGAAUCCUGAACUCCACAACCAGCAAUCUGCACACUUGAACAAGCACCAAAUACCCUGAAGGGAGCUAGAUGUUCAGAAACUAAGAGAGACAAGGCUCCCAAAUGCACAAAAUGAAGUCUGUGUGUAUGUGUGUGUGUGUGACUGUAUGUAUAUAGAAUUCAAUAGAGCUGGGCUUUGGAAAAGUGGUAUUUUAAAUUGUAAAUUAUGGAUAAUACCACAGAAAAGCAUGGAGGAAAUUGAAUAGGGGGAUUUAAAGGUUGACUGUUUGUCCUCGCUAUGCGCAUUGCAGGCCACACAGAAAUCUGAUUUGCCAGAAUGGGGAUUUGGUGCCAGUGGGUUUGAAAACAAAAUUGAUGUGGCACAGUUUCAGAGAUUGUUUAAUAUAAAAAAAUUAUAAUUUGGUCACUCAAUCAACGACUGUUUGUGGGACACUGCUGUGCGCAAUUGGGUUUCGCCCACAAAUGUACAAUCAAUUUACUACAGUAUAUUCUGUGAAGCGCUUCGAGAUGUCUUGAAGACAUGAAAGCGUUAUCAGCAUUCUGGUGCAAUUUUAAAUAUUAAUUAAUCUGUAAUUUUUAAGCUAAGAUGCAAAAAAUAUUUUGGUGUUCAGUUGCACAUAAGUUUAUUUUCAGCACCUACUGGUAGAGAGAUUUCCUUGAAUCUUUGUAUUUCCUUCUAUUAUUCAGAAUGGGAAGGAUCAAAUACAAUAUUUUUUCAGCUUUUUGUUGUCAAUCGGAAGGAACUAGUCAGGUUAUUUUGCUAAUUCUCAUUUUUCAAAAUUCAAAACACUAAGUUAACGAGGCUAAAGAAUUCAUAGAAGCGAUCUUUAUAACAGCACAUGAAAGUUUUGUGUGCACAUUUAAAUUCAACCUUUUCUCAUAGAGCUGGAUUUGUUACAUAAAGCUUACCAACAAGAGGUGGCAAGCUUCUACUUAACUAGCCUCUUAAAGGCAUUUGAUACAACUGUUUAAAAUAGCAUGCAUCAAUAUCCUUUGCUGAAAUAUUGAUUGAAAAUGACAAUGGCCUGCAUUAUUACUUUCACUGGUUUCCAUGUAGCCCUAUAACUUCUUAAUGAUUAUUUAGGUGAUUAUUAAUGUUUUUAAAUUUCUAUUUUGUUAUGUAAAUAUUUUACAAUAAGUUAAUCAUGCAGCUUUUUGCUUUGUUUUAUUUAUUCUUAGUCCUUAUUUCCUGCAAUUAGUUACUGUCAAAUAAUUAUGGGGCAUUGAAAGGAGCUCUCAAACACUAAUUUUUGUAAUUCUCUACAGCAAAUACUGAUUUGCAGUAGUUCUUUGCUUCCAUAUAUUCCAUAUAUUUUACUAUUGGCCCUAUUUUUUAUACACUUACAUUUAUCUUCUGUGAUCCUAAUAAGCUCCUAUUUUGGUACUUUAUAGAUAUUGUCUAUGUGUCGUGACUGAAGGAAUGUGUUUCUAAUACGUCUGUGAGUGAACUCUUGCAGUACUAUUCAAGGACAAGUGUUCAAAUUUGUAAUUGUUUCUCAAAAUGCCAAGGAACCCAAAGUAGUUACUUUUGUUAAAUGAUCUCAGACUAUCAUCACUUUUAUCACUGGAAUUAGCUGCCAGUAAUGGAACAAAUUAGAAAAAGGACCAAUGCAAUUGCAAGGCGAUCUUGCAAGUUGGUUAGGAAAUCCUUUCUCAUCUUUAACUUGAAGGCUGUUAUGCAGCUUCGUUCAUAUAUUUUCCCGCUAUCCAUUGGAAUUAAAAUGUUUUUACUUUGAAAAAUCUGUCAGGAAUUGAGCAAUAAAGAUCAGUAAAGUUCCUGGAUCAGUCUAAGGUCUGCGAUGAAUUAACAGAUCUCAUCCAGCAAAGUGGCAGAGGCACAUCUAAUUUCCCACGGAGGCUCUCCUGCUAGAAAUUGGCUGUAAGGUGAAGGUGCUCGACUGUGAUAGCCUGCAAUGCUUCACUAACUCCACGCUUGAAGAAUGUGCACAAAUGAGGUAUUGGAGGGCUGGUGAUUCACAUGGAAAAUAUGCAACGUGAUCACUGCCUUUGUGAGGAGCGGAAGGAAAAAAAAUAAACAGAUUAGAUAUUGCUUCUCAUUUUCUUGUCAUUUGAAGUAUGUUAGGUAUAACUGUAUAUUUGAAAUAUAUGAUAGUCUA
Messenger RNA from Callorhinchus milii (elephant shark), 4023 nucleotides. RefSeq names its product protein regulator of cytokinesis 1b (gene prc1b). Lineage: Eukaryota; Metazoa; Chordata; Chondrichthyes; Chimaeriformes; Callorhinchidae. The record is from RefSeq and is a predicted model, not a curated record. Gene Ontology annotation, biological process: mitotic spindle midzone assembly; microtubule cytoskeleton organization. Gene Ontology annotation, cellular component: mitotic spindle midzone; cytoplasm; spindle. Gene Ontology annotation, molecular function: microtubule binding. The coding region runs from base 98 to 1945 and encodes 615 amino acids. The transcript has 14 exons.